Messenger RNA from Acanthoscelides obtectus, 1440 nucleotides. The record is from the annotation of a GenBank genome assembly. Lineage: Eukaryota; Metazoa; Arthropoda; Insecta; Coleoptera; Chrysomelidae.
AUUAAAUGGAACAUAUUUUACUUUGAGUAGCGGUAAGCUCAGCGAAAUAAUCGUUAAUUUUGCUAACUUAUUGCGUACCGGAAACUUCCUCAAUCCUUUGAACUUCGCGCCUACCGGAUUGACAUACGUCAGGAGAGCUUCCUCCUUUCUGUCUGUCCGAAAAGUUUCGAUUUCCUUUCGUUAAAGUGCUUGGAAGAAAUGGCACCUACAAAGCCAAAAUCGGGUGAUAAACCCGCGGCAAAAAAGGAUGAGAAGAAGAAACCCGCUUCAGCACCGGCUGGUGGGUCUUCAGGAGCCGGUGGCAGCUCCAAAACUCCGGCUCCGGCCCCUAAGGCUGCAACUAAAGUACCGUCAGCUCCAGCUGCAGGUAGCAGUAAACCUGCUGAGAAGAAGUCUUCCAGUGCAAAGGCUGCAAAACCUGCAGCUGCUGCGAAAUCCGCCAAAGCACCUGCCCCUGCUCCUAAGGCUAAGACCAGCACCACCUCAGCGCAGAAACCCACCACUGCCAAGGCAGCCAAAGUAGCCAAGGGUGCAGCUAAGCCUGCUGCUAAGCCCACAGCAAAGGCUGCAGCAGGGAAGAAGCCAGCAGUAAAGGCUGCUGCAGGCAAAGCUGCAGCUGGCAAGGCUAAGCCUGCACAGAAGACAGUGGUGACAAAGGUGAAGAGGAAUGUGUCAGUUAAGCAACAGCCAAAGGGUGCUGGUAAGAAGGUACCAACUACCCCUGCAGCUGCUGCUGCUGCAAAAGCUAAGAAGAUUCAAAAAAAGAUAAUAAAAGGCCCUAAUGGUACACGUGCACGCAAAAUCCGUACGUCAGUACAUUUCCACCGCCCCAAAACCUUUAGGCCACCAAGGAAUCCUAAAUACCCACGCAAGAGUGUACCCACGAGGUCAGUAUGUUUUAAAAUAUCAAAACGAUUUUUCCGUCACAGAUAAAUUGCGGGUUCUAACGAUCUAAAAACGAUUGGCUACAAAUUGCAACAACUCACUGACUGGCACUAGUGAUCACUUGAUGGCCCUAUUCCUAUGUAAUGUACUAUAUUUUCCUUGUAUUUUUUGACAUUAGGAAGGCCCAUAUUCGCAGAAUAUAAAAUGGAUAAUUUAACAUUAUAUAUAUACUUCUUUAAUUGAAAAAAUACCUCAUGGCAAACCAGAAUUCAUAUGUAUAAAAAUAUAUAGUCUUGAAGACAUAAUAUAUUAUGUGAUACACUGUGUAGCAUACAUAGAAUGGAUACUGUAGCAUUAAUGCUAAGUAAAUCUAGAACAAACAAACAAACGUCGCAUGUACCACUGGCUGUAUCUCAGUAACCCUUCAACCUAGAUCUGUUGCUUAAAAUUUUUUUUGAAAAAGUUGACAAAAGAAAUUCACCUUUCUAAAAUAGCCACUGUGGGUAAAAUUAUGACCUCAAAAUCAGAAAUUUUUUUGACAUUCUUUAUUAACAU